This is a messenger RNA of Gregarina niphandrodes, 2127 nucleotides long. Its product is annotated as putative transmembrane protein. Bases 1 to 2127 code for a protein of 708 amino acids. The record is from RefSeq and is a predicted model, not a curated record. NCBI's taxonomy places the organism in Eukaryota, Apicomplexa, Conoidasida, Eugregarinorida, Gregarinidae. The transcript has 2 exons.
AUGGCGAGAAUUGUCCACAGCAAGAUCGAGGAAGCCAUUCUCCAUGGCGACCGAGAAGCGAGCCAACUGGUGGAAACCCUUGGCCAGGUCUUGGUCGACAAAAGCUCCCACUCCUUUCAACAACCUCCUAGCGUCCCAGUCCCGAUCCGCCCACCUCCCAGGCUGCCCAAACCCUCCGUCAUGGGCCAAUGCACCGAGGAAGAUGACUCAUCCGUGCUUGACGAGGCGCUGCGAGACGAGACGGCGAUCGACGAGGAGGCUCCGCCUGAAGAAUGCUCUGCACAAAAUUUUGCGAAUGGUGGUUGUGCAACGGUGGUACAGAUAGCAGAGCGUUGCAGUUCGGCGGCGAAAGAAACGACUAUUCCAUUGACGCGUAGACAGUUGAUUUGGCGGUUCUUGGUGUUGGCUGUAGUGUGUGUCGCGGCCUCCCCGACGUACUUGUUCGGUCCCUUGGUUCAGGAAGGUGUGUUCGCAUUGGAUUUGUAUCGGCAGCAGAUGUGUGGUGAGCCACCACACGCUCCUUCGUUCUUCUUUGGUGCACCGGUACCGCAACCGGCGGCGGUGUGUGCAGUACGACAUCAUUACGUCUUGAUGCUGACGGUUUUGGCGCUGGUUUUCGAAGUUCUGCUUGGCGGCAUCACUCUCACUCUCUACCACCGGUUGCCUACUAAACUCACUCUCUCACUUGGCUUGUGUGUCCGUGCGGCCGCUCUACUAUGGGGCUCCAGUCUCCGCUCUCUCACUGCACACAAACCCCCUCGUGAACUUACGCUUUUCUUCCUCGCACUUGGCGGAGACCCUGUCUUCUUCCUCGCUCUUGUACUUGCCGUGCACCUACUCGCCGCUUACCCCCAACGCAUCGUUGGCGCUUUCAUGACUAUACGCUUCCUCGCCGCCGCUGUCCUCCUCUACGCCGCCCACCCCCGACCGGCCAUCACCGCGACCCCGCACUACCCAAGACGCGAAGACGAUUAUUCAAGACACGAAAACCACUAUUCUAGACGCGAGCCCGAAGACGGCCUCGCCUACAUCCUCGACCUGCCCGGCACGCACCUGGCCGGCCAGGGCUCACUGCACUCUUCCGACUUGCAGGCUGCAGCAGAUUUACAAGCUGCUGAUGAUGAUCCGCACGAUGCCCAACCUGGACCCCCAGGACCAAACCUAUCGGGCUUCGGACCACCAGGACUCGGCCCUGCAGGACUGGGACCACUAGGACUCGGCCCUGCAGGACUGGGACCACCAGGACUCGGCCCUGCAGGACUGGGGCCGUCGCCCAGUCAAUUCGAACAACCACCCAGUCGGUUCGAACAACCACCCAGUCGGUUCGAACAACCACCCAGUCGGUUCGAACAACCACCCAGUCGCUUAGGACCGGGUAUUGUGGCGGAGUCAGUGUCGGUGGCGUUGUUUCACGGUUCGUUGUUUGUAUUGUUGGCAGCGUUUUUGAGUUUGGCGUUGGUCAAGCGCAAGAGUUUUAAAAAGGACUUGCUGGCGAAGGGUUCACGGGAUCGCGACCCAUGGCGGUAUAGUAGUUGUUUGGAGAGUACGGCCUACCAGGAUUCAUUGAAGCGGUUGGAGUCAUUGCGUUCAGGUGUGGCGAAUGAGUCUUUGAAACGUCAGCUACUACAGUCUUCAGUAAUUGCACGGCCAUCAGUGCGGAACACGGCGCGGCAAUUGGUGUCUCUUCGUGGGUUGCUACUCGGUAUUUCCACGGGUCUUAGUUAUCUCGUGCUCUCAACAACUCUUGGUACCAUGAGAUUGGAUAACGAACGUCCGGCACUCCUCUUUGUGGCUAUCUGCGCCCUCCCUAUCUGCUGUUUCGGCAAGUUCCUUGCACCGCAUAUCACGCUGCUCUACCCUCUGCUACUCUGGUUCGCACCUCGACCACUGAGCGUCGUCAGCGCUCUGGUACUCUCUCUCCUCAGCCAGUGUACCGUCUUCGGCUACUUCCUCACACGUCGCACAUUCACACUUCUCGGAAUCAUCCUUGCACUCUCCGGCCUCGCCGCACUCAACGCCUUCUACCUCGUCGUUUUCCGCGCACUCCCGACCCUCCUCUGCACCACCGCUCUCAUCAACGCCCUACUCCUCACAGCUCUCGGAAUCAAACACAACUCGCUCCGCUAA